Alternaria ventricosa is the source of this 1362-nucleotide messenger RNA. RefSeq lists its product as uncharacterized. Gene Ontology annotation, molecular function: monoatomic cation transmembrane transporter activity. The record is from RefSeq and is a predicted model, not a curated record. NCBI's taxonomy places the organism in Eukaryota, Fungi, Ascomycota, Dothideomycetes, Pleosporales, Pleosporaceae. Gene Ontology annotation, cellular component: membrane. Gene Ontology annotation, biological process: transmembrane transport; monoatomic cation transport. The transcript is spliced from 4 exons. The coding region runs from base 1 to 1362 and encodes 453 amino acids.
AUGACUUCCGAUCUUCACACUUCACCUAAUGGCCCAUCACACGACCAAGCUGCUGGGCAAACAAGCGCUCCAGUAGGCUCUGGCACUACGCCUUCGUCAAACCAGGCCAAUGUCGGCGCCGAGCAUAGGACAGAUGCCAUUGAGCGGCUGUCAUCUGUAGACAAUGCAUCGUCGCGGGGAGCCAAGGACGAUGUCACCAUCACCGUCCACAACGAUCCACUCGAUCUCCGCAAACACAUGCGCGACGAUGUGACCCAGAAACAGAUGAAGAGUGACUAUCCACUCGCCAAGCCCAGGCACAUGAAGAAGUUCUACACAAGACAGAAUGCCUUGAUCGAUCAGUUCCUCCAGAGCGGAGAUGAAGAGCGCUUGGCUGCUCUUGACAUGGUCGAGAAUGGACCCAAGGUCCGCUUCGCCGUGAACGCUUCCUUCAUCGUCAACUUCUGCCUGUUCAUCAUUCAGAUGUACGCGGCCAUCUCCACAGGUUCGUUGUCGCUGUUCGCAACAGCUGCAGACGCCUUCAUGGACUUGGUCUCGUCAGUGGUCAUGCUCAUCACAUCUCGCAUGGCAGCACGGCCAAGCGUUUACAAGUACCCCGUGGGGCGGACACGUAUCGAGACGAUCGGCAUCAUCAUGUUCUGCUGUUUGAUGACAACGGUAGCCAUCCAGCUCAUCAUCGAGUCUGGGCGUUCCUUGGCUGGCGGUGCCACGGAAUCUGAAGAACUCCACAUCAUCCCCAUUGCUUUCGUUGCGACAGCCAUCUUCUGCAAAGGCUCCCUGUGCGUCUACUGCUUCAUCUAUCGGCGUUACCCCGCUGUCCACGUCUUCUUCAUCGACCACCGCAAUGAUAUUGUCGUCAAUGCCUUUGGUCUUGCCAUGUCGAUCGUCGGAAGCCGCGUCGUCUGGUAUGUCGACCCUAUUGGUGCCAUUCUUAUCGGUCUUUUGAUCUUGGUUUCCUGGGCUGCCAAUGCUUUUGACCACGUCUGGCUGUUGGUCGGCAAGUCCGCACCCAAGGACUACAUCAGCAAGUUGAUCUACAUGGUCGUCACGCAUGACGAUAGGAUCCAGAGAGUCGAUACUUGCCGCGCGUACCACGCUGGACAGAACUACUACGUUGAGGUAGAUAUUGUCAUGGAUGAGGGUCUGCCGCUGAAGGUUACUCAUGACGUGUCGCAGACCCUGCAGAGGAAGCUCGAAGGUCUUGCCGACGUUGAGCGAGCCUACGUGCACGUCGACUACGAAAGCGAGCACGACAUCUUCGAGGAGCACAAGCCCCUCUAUGAAGUCACGCAGUCGAAGACCAUCAAGGAGCGCGUCAAAGCGCUGCGCUAUCUUUUCAAGAAGAACGAGAAGGGUGCCUGA